Messenger RNA from Thalassophryne amazonica, 4800 nucleotides. It is a transcript of the gene aqr, whose product is annotated as aquarius intron-binding spliceosomal factor. Lineage: Eukaryota; Metazoa; Chordata; Actinopteri; Batrachoidiformes; Batrachoididae. The record is from RefSeq and is a predicted model, not a curated record. Gene Ontology annotation, molecular function: helicase activity; mRNA binding. Gene Ontology annotation, cellular component: catalytic step 2 spliceosome. Gene Ontology annotation, biological process: mRNA splicing, via spliceosome.
UAAGUGUUUAAUAUAUUAAUUAUUCAAGUAAGGAUGCAAGAUAAACCGGACCAUUAAAAAACGCGCUUCGAGCUAACAUUACAGCUUUUCUGACUUCUGUUAACGAUUUUACCACAACCUGACUAGCCGAAGGCUAAUAAAACAUGUUUAGAACACACAGUUAAACGAAAAGGUGGUUGUUUUGAACAAUAACGUCUUUGUGUGUGGUUCCACCUGCUUGAAAGAGACACCAUGGAGAAAGAAACUCCUGCUAAAAAGGCAGCAGCCCCUUCUGUGUCUCAGAUCAACGCUGAACAUGUUACACAGUUGGCUAAUAAAUAUUGGGCUCCACACGUGAAGAACAAACUACCAUUUGAUCUAGUGGUGAUGGAAGACAUUUAUGACAAGGAGAUUCUCAAGUACAAGUUUGCCAUCAGAAAAAUUAUGCUGCUUGAGUUUAGCCAGUACCUUGAGAAUUACCUCUGGGUGAACUACACUCCCGAGGUGUCCAGCAAUGCCUUCCUGAUGUCCAUAUGUUGCAUUGUUAAUGAGAAGUUCAGAGAGAAUGUCCCAGCUUGGGAGGUGUUCAAGAAGGAGCCCAGCCAUUUCCCUUUCUUUUUUAAGUGUGUGAUGGAAGCUGUGCUGGCUGAUGACCAGGCUGGCCUGACUCUGAAGGAGCAAACUGUUUUGGUGGUUUUUUUGGACCACUGUUUCAACAGUAUGGAGGAGGAUUUGAUCAGACAGCAGGUGAAUCAGCUCAUCUCCUUGCCUAUGUGGAAGUGCCUCCUGCCAUCUAGACUCCAACAUGAGCUGAAGAAAGUUCCAAAGCUGCAGAAAUUCUGGAAUCUAAUUGAGAAACAAUUUGAUAAGAUGGAAGCUGACGCAGCUGAGCAGGCUAAAAAGGAGAGGACCUUCCUUUCGGCCCUCAUUAAAAAGUUUCUUGGUGUUCUAAUGUCCAUUGAGCCAUCAGGGUCUGUAAACAUGGACAAAGUACAUUACUGUGAGAGAUUCAUUGAACUUGUAAUUGAUUUGGAGGCCCUGCUGCCCACCAGGCGCUGGUUCAAUACAUUAUUGGAUGAUUCUCACUUGGUCGUCAGAUGCCACUUGUCCUGUCUCACCCACAGAGAGGAGGGACAUCUUUUCUGCCAGUUACUGGACAUGCUGAAGUUCUACACAGGGUUUGAGAUCAAUGACCAGACAGGCAAUGCCCUAACACAGAAGGAGAUGACCACCUUACACUAUGACAAAAUCACAUCCCUGCAGAGGGCAGCCUUUUCACAUUUUCCAGAGCUGAAUGACUUUGCCUUGUCCAAUGUAGCAGCAGUGGAUACUCGAGACUCCUUGACCAAACAAUUUGGGCAUCUCAGCCCCAACACUCUUCACCGGGUGGCCUCGUAUCUGUGUCUGUUACCAGAGCUGGCUGAAGGGCAGGGCACUACCUAUGAGAAGGAGGUUCUUCUGGAACUGCUGGUGUCCCGUCAUGAGCGCAGAAUCUCUCAGAUUGAGCAACUUAACCAGAUGCCACUUUAUCCAACAGAGAAGAUAAUCUGGGAUGAAAACAUCGUACCAACUGAGUACUACUCAGGCGAAGGCUGCCUUGCAUUGCCGAAGCUGAAUCUCCAGUUCCUCACGCUCCAUGACUAUCUGCUGAGAAACUUUAACCUUUUCCGAUUAGAGUCGACUUAUGAGAUCAGACAGGACAUAGAGGAUGUGGUGUGGCGAAUGAAACCAUGGCAAUCAGAAUAUGGUGGAGUGGUGUUUGGGGGCUGGGCCAGGAUGGCUCAGGUCAUCACCUCUUUUUCCAUUGUUGAAGUUGCAAAGCCCAACAUUGGAGAGAGUUGGCCUGCUCGUGUCCGAGCCGAUGUCACUGUUAAUCUCAACGUACAAGAUCAUAUCAAGCAGGAGUGGGAAGGGUUGCGGAAGCACGAUGUUUGCUUUCUCAUCACGGUGCGGCCGAACUUGCUUUACGGCACACGGUUUGACCGGCGCCAGCCCUUCGUGGAGCAAACCGGCCUGGUGUACGUGAGAGGCUGUGAAGUGCAGGGCAUGCUGGAUGGCGAGGGACGUGUCAUCGAGGAAGGACCUGAACCAAAGCCUAAGCUGCGCGGAGACUCCAGAACAUUCCGUGUGUGGUUGGACCCAAACCAGUACCAGCAGGACAUGACGAGCAGUAUUCAGAGUAGCACUGAGGACCCAUAUGAGACGUUCAACAUCAUUAUGAGGCGCAAACCCAAGGAGAACAAUUUCAAGGCAGUGCUAGAGACCAUUAGAAACCUGAUGAACACAGAGUGUGUUGUCCCCGAUUGGCUUCACGACAUCAUCCUGGGUUAUGGCGACCCAGGCAGUGCGCACUAUUCCAAAAUACCCAAUCAGAUCUCAGAAUUGGAUUUCAAUGACACCUUCCUGUCACUGGACCAUCUACGUUCUUGUUUCCCUGGUUACAGUAUAAAGGUCACAGAGUCUAAUCCUGAACUGCAGCAUCCCCCUUUCAGGAUCAAGUUUCCAGCGUCAAAUGGAACAGAUACGGGGAAGAAAAGAAAGGCUGUUGAUGAAAAGGAAGACAAAACCUUGAUCGUUGAGCCUUAUGUCACUCCUAACCGUGGACCAUAUCCCUACAACCAGCCGAAACGGAAUACUAUUCAGUUCACUCCUACUCAGAUUGAAGCUAUUCGAGCUGGGAUGCAGCCUGGACUUACCAUGGUUGUAGGGCCUCCAGGAACCGGAAAAACCGAUGUUGCUGUUCAGAUCAUCUCGAAUCUUUAUCAUAACUUUCCUGAGCAGAGGACCCUCAUAGUCACACAUUCAAACCAGGCUCUGAAUCAGCUGUUUGAAAAGAUCAUGGCUCUGGACAUUGAUGAGCGCCACCUUCUGCGUUUGGGCCAUGGAGAGGAGGAACUGGAAACCGAGAAAGACUUCAGCAGGUGAGGACAGCAGUUCAUAUGGGUCAACUACGUCCUGCACCGAAGGCUGGAACUCCUCAAAGAGGUGAGACGAUUACAGGAGAGCUUGGAUGUUCCUGGAGAUGUUUCCUAUACAUGUGAGACUGCUGGACACUUCUAUCUCUAUCAGGUGGUGUCUCGCUGGGAGGAGUACAUGAGUAAAGUCAGGCCUAAACAGUCCAAGACUGUGGAGGUGCAACCUGUAGCCAAACACUUUCCCUUCCACAAGUACUUUUCCAACGCGCGUCAGCCGGUGUUUAAGGGCCGGUUGUAUAAAGAAGACAUGGACAUCGCCGAGGGCUGUUACCGCCACAUCAAGAAAAUAUUUACACAGCUGGAGGAAUUCAGGGCUUUUGAAUUGCUGAGAAGUGGACUGGACCGCUCCAAAUACCUUCUGGUGAAAGAAGCUAAAAUUAUCGCUAUGACAUGUACACAUGCUGCACUUAAACGUCAUGACCUGGUGGAGCUGGGAUUUAAGUAUGACAAUAUCUUGAUGGAAGCAGCUCAGAUACUGGAGAUUGAAACCGUCAUCCCAAUUUCCCAUCAGAACCCAGAAGAUGGCUACAGCAGGUUGAAGCGUUGGAUCAUGAUUGGAGAUCACCACCAGUUGCCUCCUGUAAUCAAGAACAUGGCCUUUCAGAAGUACUCCAACAUGGAGCAGUCUCUCUUUACCCGAUUUGUGCGCCUGGGUGUGCCCACUGUAGAUCUAGAUGCACAAGGGCGUGCACGUGCCAGCCUUUGUAAUCUGUAUAAUUGGCGCUACAAAAACCUGGGGAACCUGCCUCAUGUCCAGCUCAUGCCUGAGUUCCAGGUGCCAAACCCUGGCCUCACCUUUGACUUCCAGCUGAUUAAUGUGGAGGACUUCAAUGGGGUGGGAGAGUCUGAGCCCAACCCAUACUUCUAUCAGAACCUGGGAGAAGCAGAGUACUCUGUAGCCCUGUACAUGUACAUGCGACUGUUGGGCUACCCAGCUGACCGCAUCAGCAUCCUGACCACAUACAACGGCCAAAAACACCUGAUCAGAGAUGUGAUUAACCAGCGGUGUGCUGGAAAUCCUUUCUUCGGCCAACCCAAUAAGAUCACUUCAGUGGACAGAUUCCAGGGUCAGCAGAAUGACUACAUCAUCCUCUCAUUGGUUCGCACCAAAGCUGUGGGACACCUGAGGGAUGUGAGGCGUCUGGUGGUAGCCAUGUCUAGGGCCAGGCUGGGUCUGUACAUCUUUGCUAGAGUGUCGCUGUUCCAGAACUGCUUCGAGCUGACUCCCGUCUUCAACCAGCUCACUGCCAGGCCCCUGCAGCUGCAUAUCAGACCACACGAGUACUACAACCAGGAGCAGCCUAGAGAUCCUUCUGGUCAGCCAGACCAAAUCGUGAAGAGCAUGCCAGAGAUGGCCAACUUGGUUUAUAGUAUGUACAUGCACAUGAUCCAGACCUCCCAGAAGUACAGACAGCAGCAGCAGAAAUUGGCUCAACCCCCACAACAGGCCAAAGCAGAUACUGUUGUCCAGAAAGCAGCAGCUGACGAGCCACAGGAGGAAACCCCCAUGGAGCAGGAAAACUCAGACGUCCAGGCAAAUUCCAAAGACACCAGUGAGAAGGAAGCAAAUCAGGAGACAAAGGAUCAUGCUAUGAUGCCAGAACAUCCUGGCAGGGACAGCGACAGCAGCGGGGAGGACAGUGGUGACGAGCAACAAAAAUAAUCCUCAUCUGGGACAACUGUCUCAUUCAGGUUAUUGAAGGGACUCAGUGGACUUUCACUUAAGAAAACAUUAGCGUUUCCCUUAGUGAUGAGGACUUAAUGAGGAAAUGAGAUUUGGUAACAGUGUUUCAUUGAACUGAGUUUGUAAGCUUUAUUACUUUUUUAUUAAAAAGACUAGAAAUCU